GAAGUAUUUUGCGAUCCUGCGGACUUUCCAUGUUUACGCAGCUAUCAUGUUGUGCCGCUGGACGGCAGCGUGGCGCUGCGGAAGCCCUGGAAUUUAAGUUGCCAAAAAACGCGCCAUGUGCGCUUGUUGACAUUUUACGUGAUCGUCGGCUAGCAUGGAUCAACGACGUGCGUCGUUAGGCGCCGUUGUCGCGACGCUCGUGACGGGCAUUCUAGACAGUAGCAGUAGUAGUAGCAGUAGUGACAGUGAGGAAGAACUUAUACUGCAUGAACUGUUGAGUGUCGCAAAUGAAACUCACGUACCGAGGCUGGGUGAAUGCGUCGAGAAAGCCCUGUUAAAAGACUCAGACGAAGAGUUCUUCCAGGAUUUCCGGAUACGUCGUAACGUGGUUCUGCUACUAAUUAAACGGUACGCGCAGUCAAGUUUCUAUGUCCCGCGUGCUGACCAUGGUGGAUGUCCGCAGAAAAGCCCCGAAGAACACAUUCUUUGCUUUCUUUGGUACGCUACCAACAAGGUGUGCAUCAAAGAAGUUGCCAUUCGCUUUGGCAUAAGUGAAAGCACAGUUCAUGGCAUUACAGAAAGGUUGCUAGAUUACUUAUGCAGCCUCCUUCCAAAAGAAAUAUGUUUUCCUGAAGACCUGGACUCACUUGUAGAUGGCUUUAAGCAGCUUGCCGACUUUCCGGGAGUUGUUGGCUGCAUUGGAGGGACGCGCAUCAACACACGCAGUCCAGUCCACUCCCAAAAAGCACCUGCAUCCAAUGGGCAGGACUCUGCAUCUGUCAUUCUGCAAGCAGUAUGCGACAGCAGCUGCCGUUUUAUAGAUGUCUUUGUCGGACCGCCUGGAGACUUUGAACUAGAAAGUGUCUUCCUCGCAUCACCUUUAGCUGAAGAGCUUCCGUACUGGUGCCAGGACAAAUACCACCUUUUGGGUGAUGGGGGCUACCCACUGCGUGAAUACUUGCUCACCCCGUAUGACGGUAAUGCCACAGACUGUGCUAAACCUUCUGAAAUGGUAUUCAACAAGCGACAUGACAAGACCAGGACCAAGAUAGCCGACACCUUCAGGCUUCUAAGGCAGCGAUUCAAGCAGCUGCAUUUCCUGGAAUUUGUGACGGCAAACAAGAUGCGCAGGUUUAUCAUGGCUUGCUGCGUUCUUCAUAAUCUCUGUGUGCAAGCUGGGGAUGUCGAACUGGAUUUUGAGUGCCUGGACACCGAUAGUGGUGUUGUAAGCACAUGCAGCGAGUUGGACACAGAGGCAGAGGAAGAAGACGAGAGGGAGCUUGGCAGUUUGAAGAGAGACAAACUUGCUCUAAGUUUCGUGACAUAAUUGCUCUUUUCUUUUUUUUGCAAAUUUUCUAAUUGUACAGUGAAUAUGGAAAUUUAGUGAGCUCAUGGAUAUUUAUAGUGUUGUAAUGACAUGCUGCAAAUCACAUGAAAGCAGAUGACGAAAGUUAAGCUGAUUGUUGGAGCAGAAAGGCUUUCAGGGGACUUUUUUUCACACUUGUUCACCCUGUACAUUCUUUAUUUCACUUGCAUGUACAAUAUCAAAGUAACACAUUGCUUUACUUUUUUUUUUUUACUUUGGACGUCUUUCAUGUGCAAGUGCACUGGUGCUGCCUGCAGUUGAAGAAUCAGUGUAGUUGUUCUUUGGUCACUCAUUUUAGUAUAUUUAAGCCUCCAAUAAAGAGUUACACAAUGACCAGUUCCUGACCUAGCACUUGUCAAAUGCCACUGUGCAUAGCACAACUGGGUCAUAUAUAUAUAUGUUUGUGCACAAACUCCUGUUCCACUUCUAAGCACAGUAUCAGGUAUGAAUUUCCUGUCUGUUAUCCUAUAGCUGUCUAGUAUUGCUGUUGUUUUCCUCUGCUAUGCAUGCUACCACUUCAAAAGCAAAUUGAGAACAGUGUUUGGUCUAACUGCUGUGUAUUCAUUUUCUCAGUAAUACGCAUGUGCACCUCUUUUAGAAUAGUUCCAAGGUCACUGUGCGCAUGACUGGAGGUGUGCGGAGUGGUGCGAUGGUGGUCCUGUGGCACUGUUGAGGGCGAAGCUGUCGAGGGCAAGAGUUGUGUUCGCUGUCCAGCGCUUUUGAGCACAGAGUGGUACUAGCCCAACUUCAUGGCUUGGAGUCAGCUGUGCUCACGCCUGAAGUCGUGAAAGAAAUUGUAAAUGCUUGUGUAAUGCAAACAUGUUCCACACAGUGAUAGCUUGGCAUGUGCUUUUUAUGAACUGCUUUUACUUACA
Messenger RNA from Dermacentor silvarum, 2241 nucleotides. RefSeq lists its product as uncharacterized. NCBI's taxonomy places the organism in Eukaryota, Metazoa, Arthropoda, Arachnida, Ixodida, Ixodidae. The coding region runs from base 155 to 1327 and encodes 390 amino acids. The record is from RefSeq and is a predicted model, not a curated record. The transcript is spliced from 4 exons.